Lepus europaeus (European hare) is the source of this 4925-nucleotide messenger RNA. RefSeq names its product forkhead box J2 (gene FOXJ2). Gene Ontology annotation, cellular component: nucleus. Lineage: Eukaryota; Metazoa; Chordata; Mammalia; Lagomorpha; Leporidae. Bases 216 to 1919 code for a protein of 567 amino acids. The record is from RefSeq and is a predicted model, not a curated record. Gene Ontology annotation, biological process: regulation of transcription by RNA polymerase II. Gene Ontology annotation, molecular function: RNA polymerase II cis-regulatory region sequence-specific DNA binding; DNA-binding transcription factor activity, RNA polymerase II-specific. The transcript has 11 exons.
GGGGGGUGUGCCACCUUCCCCAGGUGGGCCCUCCCUCGCCGCCCCCUCCCCCGCCUCCCUCGGCUCCCCGUCCUCAGGGGGCGCAGCCCGGAGCCGCUGAGGAUGAGACCCACCGUCUGUCUCUGAAGAGGGGAGCCCCUCCAGCCCCAAGCGCCAGUACCAGCUGGUUUCCUUCCUCGGCCGGGGCGACCUGGGAGACAGAACCCAGAGGUACCAUGGCUUCUGACCUUGAGAGCAGCCUCACCUCCAUAGACUGGCUGCCCCAGCUGACCCUCCGAGCCACCAUUGAGAAGCUUGGCAGUGCCUCCCAGGCUGGGCCUCCAGGGGGCAGCCGCAAGUGUUCCCCAGGCUCUCCUACAGAUCCAAAUGCCACCUUAAGCAAAGACGAUGCCGCCGUCCACCAGGAUGGCAAACCCCGAUACAGCUACGCCACCCUCAUCACCUACGCCAUCAACUCUUCUCCAGCCAAGAAAAUGACCCUGAGUGAGAUUUACCGCUGGAUCUGUGACAACUUCCCCUAUUACAAGAAUGCCGGCAUUGGUUGGAAGAAUUCAAUUCGGCACAACCUUUCCCUCAACAAGUGUUUCCGGAAAGUGCCCAGACCUCGGGAUGACCCUGGGAAGGGCUCCUACUGGACGAUUGACACCUGUCCUGACAUUUCCCGGAAGAGAAGGCACCCUCCAGAUGACGAGCUGUCCCAAGACUCACCAGAGCAGGAGGCAAGCAAGAGCCCCCGGGGAGGCAUUCCAGGGACUGGAGAAGCCUCGCUGUCUCCCGAGGGGAAUCCUCCGAUGUCUCUUCAGAGCCCCACAUCCAUCGCCAGCUACAGCCAGGGCACAGGAUCUGUGGAUGGCGGACCAGUGGCAGCAGGCCGAGAAGGUGCCGAGGGCGCCCCUCCCCUCUAUAACACCAACCACGACUUCAAAUUCUCCUAUUCAGAGAUCAACUUCCAGGAUCUAAGCUGGUCCUUCCGCAACCUCUACAAAUCCAUGCUGGAGAAGUCCUCUUCCUCCUCCCAGCAGGGCUUCUCGUCUCUCCUGGGGGACAUGCCGCCCUCUAACAACUACUACAUGUACCAGCAGCAGCCGCCAUCACAACAGCAGCAGCCGCCGCCGCCGCCGCCACCGCAGCCGCCUCCCCAGCAGCCCCAGCCCCAGCAGCAGCAGGCUCCAGCCCAGGGCCCCUCGGCUGUAGGAGGCGCCCCUCCUCUGCACACCCCGAGCCCAGAUGGGUGUACCCCUCCAGGGGGAAAGCAAACUGGGGCUGAAGGCUACGGGCCUCCCCCCGUGCUGGCCAUGCACCCGCCCCCACUGCAGCAUGGGAGCUAUCACCCUCAUCAGCACCAUCCCCACUCCCACCCUGCCCAGCCGCCACCGCAGCAGCAACAAGGCCAGGCUCCUAUCAACAGCACUGGCUUUGCCUUUCCCCCUGACUGGUGCUCCAACAUCGACUCCUUAAAGGAGAGCUUCAAGAUGGUGAAUAGGCUCAACUGGUCCAGCAUCGAGCAGUCUCAGUUCUCAGAGCUGAUGGAGAGUCUCCGACAGGCAGAGCAGAAGAACUGGACCCUCGACCAGCAUCACAUUGCCAAUCUGUGUGACUCCCUCAACCACUUCCUUACUCAGACUGGUCACGUGCCCCCCCAAGGAAGCUCCCACCGGCCACCAGCCCCUGCCCGUAUUGCUGACCCCUGUGCCCUCACCAGUGGCAAACAGGAGCCAGGCAUGAACCAAGUAAACUCCUAUGGGCACCCACAAGGCCCCCACCUCUACCCUGGCCCAUCACCAAUGUACCCAGUCUCCUCCCAGGACUCAGCAGGAUACAACCGUCCAGCACACCACAUGGUCCCUCGGCCACCGGUUCCACCCCCUGGUGCCAACGAGGAGAUCCCUGAUGACUUCGACUGGGACUUGAUCACUUAACGCGUCAGAGUGUGGCCAUCAGCCCAGGGCUGGGUGGUGAAGUCUGGCAGGGGGAGAGAGCCAGCCUCCCCUCUCCUACUUGUACAUAGAUGUAAUCCUCUGUGUUCUUUCUGUCAGAGAAGCCACCGCAAGAUGCUGCCGAAGAUGCCCCCUCUUUCCUGCCUCAUUCUCUCUUCCUUCUUGGUUUUUCCUAAUUCUUUAAUUAUUAUUCUUAUUAUAUUAUUAUUAUUAUUGUUAUUGGUUAUAUACUGUCCCUGGUCUCCCAUCCCUACACCAUAGACCAUGUCCACCCCUUGCUAAUUUAAAAUCAUCAGGCUAGAAGAUGGGGUCAUGACAGCGACAGAGAAAGGUUUCAAGUUCCGAUUCACCUUUCUUUUUGAGAAACUCAAUGUUCUUCCCACCUUUUGGCCCUAAACUGAUUCCUGUUGCUGUCUGUUUCAGGCCAGGACUGAAGGGGCCGCGUUGGCAAGUAGAAGAGGUCUAAAACACUGCUUGGCAGCCAGGAAUCUGCAGGUUUCACUCAAUGGUGCUAACCCUGCCCUUUGAGCUCUUCCUUGUCCCUUUGUCCCUUCAGUCCUCACUUCUGACAGUCCUCAUUCCCCGUACGUAAAGGGUGAGAGUGCUGAUGGUGGUCCUGGAAGGUCGCAGUAAAGUCCUAGUGGAACCAGACACCUGGCCUGGGUCCGGUAGGAUACUGUGAGAGGUGAUGGAACACAGCUCCCUGGGAAAGUGGGUGCAGACUGCCAUGCUGUGUGCACAUCCGCUGGUUUAUUCCUAGCCCGUUCCCUGAGGAGGUAGGAUUGCUCUUAGCCCAAACUCUGCUUCUGUGGUAGGGCAUGAGGUCAACUAUUCACCAUAGGUUCAGCUUCUUGGAAUGCUUUCAAUGUAACCAUUUUGGCAUUUUAAAGAUACUUUUCUCUGAAAAUUAACUGUGGCUCUUCUUUGCAUUUGCAAGGUAUCCUUCAUCCUUCCCCCCACAUUCAGCAAAUAUUAUUUUGUCCUCUUGUUGUUUGCCCAAGUCUUCCACCCAUCUUAUUUUAUGCCUCUAUUUUCUGGGAUUCUCAAGAGAGAAAAGGCAACCCAUUGUCAUUCUGAGUUCCUUCUUGUCCUAGACAUGAUGGGAAUCCCUUUCCCACUUUCACAGUAGAGUCCAACCUGUGAUAUUGAUGGUAGGAGGGUGAGGAGAGGAAAAGCUGGUAUAGAAAGGGGUAGGGAAUAUCACCAUUAUUUAACCUUAUAGACAGAUGCUUCUCUUGGAAUUCAGAUCAUAGGGGCUGAAGUUUUUGCAAUUAGACUUUGAAGGGUGAAGGAGAUUGACAGAGGAGAAUAAAUAACUUAGAAGGUAUAGAGACAGUGCAUCACCUUUUACAGGGGUGGCCACGAUUUAUUGCUGCAAAGUCCUUGGUGUAUAUUUAAUGUUCAUGAUUGAAUUUUAGUUACGAGAGAGAAGAGAAGAAUAAUUUUACUUCCAACUUUAUUUCACUCAAUUUUCCCUUUCUAAAGCUGCAGGGCAAAAUGAAUGGGAGGGACAAGGGCACCCUCUCCAUGAUUUCUACUCUUUGUUCAUAUUUUAUUUAUCUGUAUUUACAAGAGAUUUGGCUUUCCACUCCCCUGCUCCCCCCACCCCCCUUCCCUUUCUUUGGAAGGGGGUUAUUUUUGAGCUUGUUGAAGAAGCCCAGUGAGGCUGAAGUAAAAGGGGCAAGAUGGGGCAGUUAACUGACAAGCACUUUAUUUCUCUGAAGCCUUUGUACGAAAGACAGUGGGGGGGACAGUGGCUUGAGUCUCGUGAUGUUGGAGGGUGCUUUGUGGGGUUCAGGUAUGACCUAGUGUUUCCCGUUAGGGAAAGAAUUUCGCUUAGAGGGUGACAAGAUGCUGUUGCCCAGAGUCCCUUUGUCAGGCCUUUGUCGUCCAUAUUCCUUCCAUUUGAGGUCCAUCCCACACACGAUUCCCCCUCGGGUCUCCCCACCAUCUUCCUUUCACAAAUCUAAUCCCCCCCUUUCUAAGCCCCUCUCCCUCUCAGAUCCAUGCUGGAUUUGCAAGGGUAGGCUAAAUCAUACAUGUAAAUGCCCCUUUUCAUCUGUCUUCUGAAAAGUAGUCUCAUAAUUAAGAACCCUGGUGGGCAGCCAGAGUCACUGCCGACCGGGGCUGGCACUGGAGACUGGCCCUCGGGCCUGCCGGGAUUCCGGCUCCCCUCCAUCGAGGCCAGCCCCAUUAAAUGGCGCAGGAUAAAGGUGACUCCCAUCGAGCCUCAGUUCCCCCUCCUUUCCAUGAAAUGGGAAGAAUACUACUUUUUCUUGUUGGUCCUGCGUUGCUGGACAUGAAGUGUAGUCCAUGUUGUUGUAUCAGGUGAUGUGUGCAAACUUGCAGGCGCUCACUGCCUAGAAGAGGAAGUAAGGGAGACAGUGGAGGAGAGGGACGGAAGGAGCAAUUAUUUGGUAUAGAUCCACCUGUCCCAGCCUUCCUCUCCUCAACUCCCAUGUUUCUGGUUUGCUGAGUCCUUCAUACCACCCAUAAUGCUUUGCAGUGGUGCAGGCUGGGAAGGGGGGUGUAUGGUCUCACAAGUUGUUUUUUUGCAUGCUUUCUUAAUAAAAAAAAAAAAGGAAGUUUACAGUUUUACUGGUACUGGUCUCAAAUUUCUUUCUUUUUUUAAAUUAAUUUAUUUAUUUGAAAAGCAGAGCUACAGAGAAGCACAGGCAGAGAGAUGGAGAGAGGUCUUCCAUCUGCUAGUUUACUCCCCAGAUGGCUGCAAUGGCCGGAGCUGCGCUGAUCUUGAAGCCAAGAGUCAGGAUUCUUCUGGGUCUCCCAGGCAAGCGCAGGGGCCCAAGGAUCUGUCCUAUCUUCUACUGCUUUCCCAGGCUACAGCAGAGACCUGGAUCGGAAGUGGAGCAGCCAGGACUCGUACUUGCACCCAUAUGGGAUGCCAGCACUGCAGGCAGCAGCUUUACCUGUUAGGCAACAGCACCAGCCCCCUCAAAUUUCUUUUUUGCAGAGCGGGAAAGGAGAAAU